AUGUUCUGGGAGACAUCAGAAAAGGCUGAGCGUCUAUCCGAUCGGAGAGCACUGCUAGCGGUUACUGCUGUUUUACCGGCUCCUCUUCUUGUUGGCCUCUGUUGCGGUUUUACCGCUCCUGUCAUCGACACAAUGCAGAAUACUGUUGCCACUCCAGAUGGGGAACAUAUCGAAAUUGGCGUUAACUCAGAUCUCUUCGUCUUUGAUUCGACGAUGGUCGCGAGUUUCUUCAGCGCUGCCCUCACUCUGGGUGCUCUUAUCGGUACUCUCUCAGGAGGUCCCAUUGCUGAACGUACAGGUCGACGAGUCGCCCUCCUAAUCGCUGGCCCUCUCAAUGUCGCGGCUUUCCUUAUUAUUGCUCUCUGUAAGAAUAUUCCAGCUCUCAUCAUAGCACGGCUAAUAGCCGGGUUUUCUAUGGGUAUAUGCUCCUUCAUAUGUUCUGUAUAUAUCAGUGAGNNNNAGAAUAUCCUCUUUGUGGAUGUAUCUGAGCCCAGUAACGUGAAAGUUAUCGACUUCGGCUUGGCAGAACUAUUCGGCGUGAACGUUGAGAAAAGCAUGAAUGUCGCAGGGACUGCCUUCUACAUGGCACCUGAGAUCUUCCGUCCACCCUUCGACUACAAAUGUGAUAUCUGGAGCCUCGGUGUGAUACUCUACCUCCUUCUUACCGGUUACCUGCCCUUCUUCGGCACAAGUGUCAGCGAUGUGAAGUCGAAUGUUUUGUAUAAGAGGGUUCAAUGGCCUGACACUGUUUGCAAUUCGUCGAGGAGGUUGAGAGUAUCCAAGGCAGCGCGGGAUUUGGUUGAAAAGAUGCUCGUUAAGGAUCCGUUACAGAGAGAGAGCGCCGCUGAUCUGCUCAAACAUCGUUGGUUGAGGAAGUUCUCUUCAGAGAAUUGUUGGAUGAAUGUUAGGUCAUUGUUCACCGAUCUGGAUUCGGAGGCUCGGGGCUGCCUGCCGGUGUCGAGAGUGGCUGAGGCAUUACGGCAAUCUCAGGUUAAAAUGAGCGCCUCUGAUGCAUGGAGAGUAGCUUCUGCCAUGGAUCGAACCGGGGAUGGGUACAUCGGUUACACGGAGUUUGUUGGGGCGUGCAUCAUUCGUGAGUACUAA
Messenger RNA from Perkinsus marinus ATCC 50983, 1104 nucleotides. Its product is annotated as protein kinase, putative. The record is from RefSeq and is a predicted model, not a curated record. Gene Ontology annotation, biological process: transmembrane transport; peptidyl-serine phosphorylation; intracellular signal transduction. The transcript has 9 exons. Gene Ontology annotation, molecular function: transmembrane transporter activity; ATP binding; calcium-dependent protein serine/threonine kinase activity. Gene Ontology annotation, cellular component: nucleus; cytoplasm; membrane. Bases 1 to 1104 code for a protein of 367 amino acids. NCBI's taxonomy places the organism in Eukaryota, Perkinsozoa, Perkinsida, Perkinsidae.